Messenger RNA from Olea europaea var. sylvestris, 2072 nucleotides. Its product is annotated as lysine histidine transporter-like 8. The record is from RefSeq and is a predicted model, not a curated record. Lineage: Eukaryota; Viridiplantae; Streptophyta; Magnoliopsida; Lamiales; Oleaceae. The transcript has 5 exons. Gene Ontology annotation, cellular component: plasma membrane. Bases 33 to 1604 code for a protein of 523 amino acids.
AACCUCCCACAGUUAAACAAAAUCAUUCGAAAAUGAGUGAGGUAGUGGAAGUAAACUCAAGCCCAGUAACGAUCAUCAAAAACCCAUCUGGAACAGAAUCUCCGGUUCAGGUGAUCUCAGCACCACCAUACCAAUUUACUCCAUCACCAUUGAUUUUUGACUCAGCUCAUCAGACGAACACUAAGAGCCCAUUUGCUGUCGUUACACCUUUAGCGAGUCCGAUGAAAAAGGCCAUGAAAAGCAUGCAGAACUACCUUGAAGAAAUCGGUCAUCUGACGAAGCUUGAUCCACAAGAAGAUUGGCUUCCAAUUACUGAGUCAAGAAAUGGGAAUGCUUAUUAUGCUGCAUUUCAUACCCUAAGUUCUGGAAUUGGAAUUCAAGCCCUUGUUCUUCCUCUUGCUUUUACUGCUCUUGGUUGGACAUGGGGAAUUAUAUGCCUAUCAUUGGCAUUUGUAUGGCAAUUAUACACUUUGUGGCUACUAAUACAACUCCAUGAAUCCGUCCCUGGAACUCGCUAUAGCCGUUACCUCGUGCUCUCAAUGGCUGCUUUUGGUAAUAAAUUGGGAAAGCUAUCGACGCUUCUCCCAACCAUGUAUCUCUCCGGAGGCACUUGUGUAACCCUAAUAAUGAUUGGCGGUGCCACCUUAAAAAUCUUCUUCCAAAUGGUGUGUAGCAACCUUGCCUGCAAUGCCGAUUCAAUAACCACCGUUGAGUGGUACAUCGUUUUCACUUGCUCAGCCGUGAUCUUGGCUCAACUUCCCAACUUGAACUCCAUCGCCGGAGUAUCGCUGAUCGGCGCUGCGACGGCAGUCACAUAUUGUACCUUAACGUGGGUUUUGUCUGUCACCAAAAACAGGCCAAACGGCAUAUCCUAUGAAUCCUUAGAGACCAAAUCGGAUAUUGCUAAAAUUUGCAGCAUUCUUAAUGCUCUUGGAAUCAUUGCAUUUGCUUUUAGGGGACACAAUCUUGUCUUGGAAAUACAGGGAACCAUGCCUUCUAGUCUAAAGCACCCAUCUAAUCUGCCAAUGUGGAAAGGGGUGAAAUUUUCAUAUCUAAUCAUAGCCUGCUGUUUGUUUCCACUGGCAAUAGGAGGCUAUUGGGCAUAUGGGAACUUGAUGCCUACAAAUGGCGGGAUUUUGAGUGCAUUGGACAAGUAUCAUGGACAUGACACGAGCGAGGCAAUUUUGGGGUUGACAUGCCUCUUGGUUGUGAUCAACAGCCUCACCUCUUUCCAGAUAUACGCAAUGCCAGUCUUUGACAAUCUCGAGUUCAGGUACACUAGCAACCGGAACAGACCAUGUCCAUGGUGGGUUAGGACAUUGCUGCGCGUGUUCUUUGGAUGCCUGGCACUCUUCAUAGCCAUAGCUUUCCCAUUCUUGCCAAGUUUGGCUGGAUUGAUAGGAGGAAUUGCAUUACCAGUAACUUUAGCAUAUCCCUGCUUGAUGUGGAUUACUAUCAAGAAACCCGAAAAGUAUAGUGCAAUUUGGUAUCUCAAUUGGUCACUUGGAUCUCUAGGAAUGAUAUUAAGCUUUCUACUAGUAUUCGGCGCAAUAUGGACUAUAGUGACACAAGGAAUAGAAGUCCACUUUUUCAAGCCCCAGUGAGUUGGUCAACAAUGAUAACUUGAAUCCUGGUAGAAGCCAGUUACAAGUGUUGCUAAGAAGUCCUGUCUUCUGAUGUAGGCAACUUAAAAGUAAAUGUAAGGUGCGCUAUGUAUGUGAAAUCAACACAGCUGAGGGGUGGGCCAUUUGAUAGUCUGUUCAAUAACAACAAAUAUUGUCUGUAUUUCCAUUCCUUUGUAGACAAUAAAACAGUAAUUAGGACAUAUAAUGCCAGCACAAACACCAAAUCUACAGCCCCCCGGCAAGAUAAAUCCAUCAAGAGACACAGAAAGAGAGGGUAUUGACAAUGCAGCCAUCGAAUUAAUUAAUCCAGUCCAACCAAAACAUAAAACUGUUCAAACUGGAACCGUCUACCUUAUCCAUCUUGUAAUGAACUAAUCGUAUCAAUUAUAUUGUUAAAUAAGCUAGCCUCAGGUACAAUUACAUAUACCAAAAAAAAAAAAAAAAAAA